Messenger RNA from Drosophila takahashii, 2494 nucleotides. Its product is annotated as ribosome biogenesis protein BOP1 homolog. The record is from RefSeq and is a predicted model, not a curated record. Gene Ontology annotation, cellular component: preribosome, large subunit precursor; PeBoW complex. Lineage: Eukaryota; Metazoa; Arthropoda; Insecta; Diptera; Drosophilidae. Gene Ontology annotation, biological process: maturation of LSU-rRNA from tricistronic rRNA transcript (SSU-rRNA, 5.8S rRNA, LSU-rRNA); ribosome biogenesis. Gene Ontology annotation, molecular function: ribonucleoprotein complex binding; protein binding.
UAUCGCUGACUGCAACACGUGCGCCGCGUUAGUUUUGUUUUUCCCUCGAAAAUGACCAAAAAACUAGGACUUAAACGCAAGGGAAAGGAUUCAGAGCCCACAAAUGAGGUGGCUGCCAGUUCCGAGGCCUCCGAAAACGAGGAGGAGGAGGACUUGUUGCAGGCCGUAAAGGAUCCCGGAGAGGACUCCACAGAUGACGAGGGCAUAGACCAGGAGUACCACUCCGAUUCCAGCGAGGAGCUGGAGUUUGAGAGCGACGAGGAGGGCAACUACCUGGGCAGAAAGCAAUCCUCAUCGGCAGAGGAAGAUGAGGAGGAGGAAGAAGAUGACUCUGAGGAGGAGGCGGAUGAAGAUGACUCCGAGGAUGAGGAAGAAUCUGCCAGCACAUCCAAGCCAAACAAAUCCGACGACCAGCCCAGCAGCAGCGGUGCCGCCGCCAAGAAAGAAGCCACAAAGGAGCUGGCCAAAAGGGACUCUUCCAAGCCGGAGUACCAGGAUUCAGACACCUCCGACGAGGAGGACAUACGCAACACUGUGGGCAACAUACCUAUGCACUGGUAUGACGAGUACAAGCACAUCGGCUACGAUUGGGAUGCCAAGAAGAUCAUUAAACCACCGCAGGGCGAUCAAAUCGAUGAGUUCCUGCGCAAGAUCGAGGACCCGGACUUCUGGCGCACCGUCAAGGAUCCGCUGACCGGUCAGGAUGUGCGCCUAACCGACGAGGACAUUGCCCUGAUCAAGCGCAUCGUUUCGGGUCGCAUCCCCAACAAGGAUCACGAGGAGUACGAGCCCUGGAUCGAGUGGUUCACCUCGGAGGUGGAGAAGAUGCCCAUCAAGAACGUGCCCGACCACAAGCGCUCCUUCCUGCCCUCCGUGUCCGAGAAGAAGCGCGUCUCGCGCAUGGUGCACGCUUUGAAGAUGGGCUGGAUGAAGACCACCGAGGAGGUGCAGCGCGAGAAGCAAGCGAAGCGCGGCCCCAAGUUCUACAUGCUGUGGGAGACGGACACGGGUCGCGAGCACAUGCGCCGCAUCCACGAUCCCGUCUCGGCGCCCAAACGCGACCUGCCCGGCCAUGCCGAGUCCUACAAUCCACCGCCGGAGUACCUUUUCGAUGCCAAGGAGACCAAGGAGUGGCUGAAGCUCAAGGACGAGCCGCACAAGCGCAAGCUGCACUUCAUGCCGCAGAAGUUCAAGUCGCUGCGCGAGGUGCCCGCCUACUCGAGAUACCUUCGCGAACGCUUCCUGCGCUGCCUGGAUCUUUACCUGUGCCCCCGCGCCAAGCGCGUCAAGCUGAACAUCGACGCCGAGUACCUCAUCCCCAAGCUGCCCUCGCCGCGUGACCUGCAGCCCUUCCCCACGGUCGAAAGUAUGGUCUACCGCGGCCACACCGAUCUGGUGCGAUCGGUUAGCGUUGAGCCCAAGGGAGAGUACCUCGUCUCUGGAUCUGAUGAUAAAACUGUCAAGAUUUGGGAAAUUGCCACGGGCCGUUGCAUCCGCACCAUUGAGACCGACGAAGUGGUGCGCUGUGUGGCCUGGUGUCCCAAUCCCAAGCUCUCCAUCAUUGCGGUGGCCACCGGCAAUCGCCUGCUGCUCGUCAAUCCCAAAGUGGGCGACAAGGUGCUGAUAAAGAAGACCGACGAUCUGCUGGCCGAGGCGCCCAGUCAGGAUGUUCUCGAAAGUGAACGCAUCAAGACGGCGGUGCAGUGGUCCAAUGCCGAGGCAGACGAGCAGGAGAAGGGCGUCCGGGUGGUGAUUACCCACUUUAAGCCCAUUCGCCAGGUAACAUGGCACGGACGUGGUGACUAUUUGGCCACUGUGAUGCCCGAGGGUGCCAACCGCUCGGCGUUGAUACACCAGCUGUCCAAGCGGCGCUCACAGAUUCCAUUCUCCAAGAGCAAGGGUCUCAUUCAAUUCGUGCUCUUCCAUCCGGUGAAGCCCUGCUUCUUUGUGGCGACGCAACACAACAUUCGCAUCUAUGAUUUGGUUAAACAAGAGCUGGUCAAGAAGCUGCUGACCAACUCCAAGUGGAUUUCGGGCAUGUCCAUUCAUCCCAAGGGCGACAAUCUGCUGGUGUCCACCUAUGACAAAAAGAUGCUCUGGUUUGAUCUGGAUCUGUCCACUAAGCCUUACCAGACCAUGCGACUCCAUCGCAAUGCUGUUCGCAGCGUGGCCUUCCAUCUCCGCUACCCGCUCUUUGCUUCUGGCAGCGAUGACCAGGCUGUGAUCGUCUCCCACGGCAUGGUGUAUAAUGACCUGCUGCAGAACCCCUUGAUUGUUCCCCUUAAGAAGCUGCAGACCCACGAGAAACGUGACGAGUUUGGCGUUCUGGAUGUCAACUGGCAUCCGGUGCAGCCAUGGGUCUUCUCCACGGGCGCCGACUGUACCAUCCGACUAUACACGUAAACUAGGACCAUAAACCCUAAGGUAGUUUUGUUGGGUCCCGACAGUUUUGUGAAAUUUCUAUAGUAAAUAAAAACAUACAUUAAUUUUUAUU